AUGAAUGCCAACAAGCGUAGAAAACGUGAAACCAAUGAUCAUAAGGCCUUACCAGGUUUAGAUGUUGUCGGAUGUGGCUAUGAUAUUUUCUCAUUGAAAAGUAAAUCUUGCCUAUUGGAUAUAACAAUGAAUGAUAAUACAACAUGGCUAGAUGUAUUUAAUAAUUUCAGGACAUAUAAAGUUCCAGAUGGAUUUUUUGUAACAAGCACUAAAGAUUUGUUAUCAAUGUCAGAUACAAAAUUUUUUAAUACGUUGAAAGAAUUCAUUACUGAUUCAUAUAUAUCAAAUCAACAAGAUUCAUUUGGCUUCUUAGGCUUUGGAGCAUCGACGGACAAACAAGAAAUGAGAACUAGAUAUCAAAGAUUUUAUCAACACAAAUAUCGAAUGGCAUGGACAAAACAACAAAUCAUUUGGUUUACAUUAGCUGCAGCGACAUUUCCUUCACCUAAAUUCAGUCGAGUUGCUGACUUGUCGAUUGCUGGUUUGCCAACAACAUUCGAUUCGAAUUCAACUGAUUACGAGAAAUUUCAGCGAUUUUUCGAUGCCUAUGGUACUCAUAUUGUUGUUCGAGCUGAUAUAGGUGGCAUGAUGUGGGCUGAAGACUAUUUUGAGUCGUGUUUGAUCACUAAAAUGACCGAAAAAUGGAUUCGACGAGAAAUUACCAAACGUUAUUGGUUUUUUGGUACAAGUCGAGAAAUCAUUGAAACUUAUCACAAAGAAGUCGAAAAAGAAUAUCAACAGAAUUCGUUAUCCAUCCUCAAGAUCAUUGGAGGAUUCACUUCAAUAGUUCCAUUCAAUGGUUAUACUUGGCUUCCGACGGUCAAAGACGAUCCAAGCCCAGUUACAUAUGUAUUGCAACCUAUCUACACACUUUUGCCACAAGGUCCACAGCGUAAUGCAUUGAAAGAAGCAACAUUUUACUUUCGAUCGGCCACAGCUAAUCAGUCGAACUUAUAUAUUCAACGUUUAGAAUCUGAAACGAGUCCACCACCUUUACCACAAUUGAAAUGUACCGAACGGCGUCGACGACGAAAACGUUAG
This is a messenger RNA of Rotaria sp. Silwood2, 1041 nucleotides long. The record is from the annotation of a GenBank genome assembly. NCBI's taxonomy places the organism in Eukaryota, Metazoa, Rotifera, Eurotatoria, Philodinida, Philodinidae.